AUGAUGGAUGAAUUGAAGAUCCUUAGAAAGAUGAUGAAAAACGAGGAGAAGAAGAUGAGGCAACGAGUGGCUGCUCGAGCCCGAAAGGCUCGCUACUGGGAAUUCCUUGCACGGGCGCUCAUGACUAUUGCCCUUAUUUGGACUAUAAUCAUUCAGUUGCUGCACUUUUCCCGCCAGCCCUCAACCAUUGCAAGAUACAUGAAUGCCACUCUUGUGAUUCCUCAGCUGGAUACCAAAUCUUUCUGGAAAGAUCAAAGUCAAUUCGAGGAUAUAUUCGACAUCGAUCAUUUCAUAAACACCUUGAGGGAUGAGGUCAAAAUUGUAAAACAACUUCCACCAGAAAUGAAGAAGAUGGUGGAAAUGAAAAGACAUAUUUCCAUGCAACCUGCUAGCUGGUCCAACAUAUCAUACUACACUGACCAGGUUCUUAAUGGAGGCCUCAAGAAGUACAAGGUUCUGCAUUUUCAGAAAACCGACUCAAGGCUAGCAAACAAUGGACCUUUGGAGGUUCAAAAGGUUCGUUGCAAGGCGAAUUAUGAAGCCCUGAAGUUUACGGCUCCAAUCGAGAAAAUGGGGAAAAAAAUCGUGAAAAUGAUGAGACAGAAGGGUAAAUUCAUAGUCCUUCAUCUUAGGUACGAAAAGGAUAUGCUUGCCUUUUCAGGUUGUAAUCAGGGCUGUACUAAUAAAGAAGCAAAGGAACUGGAAGUACUGAGAUAUUCAAUUCCAUGGUGGAGGGAGAAGAAAAUAAAUUCGACCUCAAGAAGAUUAGCUGGUUCAUGUCCAUUGACCCCUGAGGAAACUGCAUUGACCCUUCAAGCAUUGGGCAUUGACCAGGAAAUGCAGAUUUAUAUUGCUGCAGGAGAUAUAUAUGGAGGAGAAAAGAGAUUGGCACCGUUGAGAGCAGCAUACCCAAAUUUGGUCAAGAAGGAGACAUUGUUGACACCCUAUGAGCUUUUACCUUUCAAGAAGCAUGCAUCCCAAAUGGCUGCAUUGGACUACAUAGUGUCACUUGAGAGUGACAUAUUUUUCCCUACUUAUGGAGGUAAUAUGGCAAGACUAGUCGAAGGGCAUAGAAGGUACCUAGGAUUCAGGCCCACCAUACAACCUGAUCAGAAGGCAUUGGUUCAUCUAAUAGACAGAUAUGAGAAAAAUAAGAACUGGCAUGAGUUCGAGAAGGGAGUGAAGAGAGCUCAUAAAGGUCGAUAUGGUAAUUCUGCAAAAAGAAGAGUCAUACCUGGAAAGCCCAAAGACGAGGACUUUUUUUGGUCUAACCCUGAAGAGUGCUUAGGACAAAUAUAACAAAAAAAAAAUCAGAAUGACCAAUGUGAAAAACCUUCCAUUGGUGUUGUACAUGGCAUAAGAGUGCUUAGGAUCCUCUUGCGAACAUUUCAAGUCCCAACAUUAUAUUACACCAAUGCCUUUUCUUUUCUUUUUUCUUUUCAAAUCUGAAAGGUCACAUAAUAACUUGGCAAGUGUACUUUUCUAAUAUAAUAAUGGUAAUGUGAGCAAAAAACACACAGUUGUACAACACAUAUUCCAAGCAUAGACAACUGAUAAAGCAUUCUGUUCAUGAACUUCAAGUUCGAUUUUGCAUUUCAAACUUAUAGUAACAACCAAUGAUAGUUUUCAAUAACGUCAAUAAGAUGACUAAUACCUAUCCACCAUCGCGUAGAUGUGAAAGCAAACCAUUUUAUAUGAACAUAAGUGCGAAGGAACAUAUUGAAAAGCAAAAAACUCAAGAAAAAGCUCGUGCAUAUACAAGGAUCAAAUAGUUGGCCACCAGGUGGAAACUCACUCAGUUGGAAAUGAAGCUUUGUAGCCAGUCACAAAGUACUAUUCUUCAAGUCUUCUGCCUUUUCUGAGCUAAGUAAAAUAUUCUUCAAAUCUUCUGCCUUUACUGAGCUAAGUAAAAUAUUCUUCAAAUCUU
Striga asiatica is the source of this 1927-nucleotide messenger RNA. NCBI's taxonomy places the organism in Eukaryota, Viridiplantae, Streptophyta, Magnoliopsida, Lamiales, Orobanchaceae. The record is from the annotation of a GenBank genome assembly.